AUGGGUUCAAUUUUCAUUUUAUUCCUAUUCCAAGCAAUAGUAACCUAUGCUGAUCCAAAAGUACAAAUCGAUGACACUGUGAAAGAUUGCACCCCAAAAGAACUCGUAGUGGCUCAAGGAAAAUGUUCGAAAUAUGUCAAUGAUUUGAUAGUUCUCACCGAAGAAGGAGAUACUAAAUCGCGGAAUGUCACGGAUGCUUGUAAGAGUGUCACUAGUUGUUUUGGAGGAAUUCAGUGUGCAGAAGCAGAGAAAAGUAAACGAACUUAUGAGCAGAAAUGCGAUAAGUUAGAGUUCACGAAUAACGAUGUUGCAUCAUGUAUGUCGAUGUUUUACAAUACAGUUUACAGUAAAAAGGAAAAUUGUACAGAGGAUUUCGAUUAUUUCUCAAGAGACAUGCGAAUCAAAAGAGAGUCUUACACGGCUGGGAAAUCCUGCUUUUUCAAAACCAUAAACAAAACGUGCAACGCCACAUCGGUUGCUUAUUUGGAAAAGAAUUAUGAAAAGUUGUUGGACGUUUUGACGAUCCCGUCGGAUGGUGAUGCUUGCAGUAGCUUGCACGAUGAACUGAAUGCCAGACAAUGUGAACCGCAAAUGAGGGAAUUCAUGAUAAACGGUAUGAUACAGGCGAUUUCGAUGUCAUUUGGUAUGAAGGAACGAAGUAAUACAACUAAAACUUGCUCAGAAACGAAGGAAUGUAUGAGCCAAUAUUGCUACUUUUCAAAAAAUACGACUCAGCAGCUUGAGCAACUCUGCGAUGAAUUAAGCAAGAAACCGACUACUUUUAAUAUGUGUUACAUGGGCAUAAGAAUGAGUACAUUGGAUACAAAGGAGCCAGCUAAUUAUGAAUGCCAAGAGAAAUAUGGUCGAAAGCCUAUGGUUGAACCUGUAAACAAGGCAUUAGAAAAACAAUACUUGAAGUUUAUGGAUGAUAAAGAGUGUAUGAGGACUAUAAUGAAAGAAGAAUGCGAUCAAAGUGUCCUGGACGUUUUUGAUGAAGAAUGGGACAAGCUGCAGAAGGAAAAGAAUAGUAGAACUUCAACUCGUUCGCCAUUUUGA
Molecule: messenger RNA, 1056 nt
Organism: Caenorhabditis remanei
Lineage: Eukaryota; Metazoa; Nematoda; Chromadorea; Rhabditida; Rhabditidae
Exons: 4
Coding region: 1-1056 (351 amino acids)
Source: RefSeq, a predicted model, not a curated record